This is a messenger RNA of Patiria miniata (bat star), 2980 nucleotides long. It is a transcript of the gene fnta, whose product is annotated as protein farnesyltransferase/geranylgeranyltransferase type-1 subunit alpha-like. NCBI's taxonomy places the organism in Eukaryota, Metazoa, Echinodermata, Asteroidea, Valvatida, Asterinidae. The record is from RefSeq and is a predicted model, not a curated record. Gene Ontology annotation, cellular component: CAAX-protein geranylgeranyltransferase complex; protein farnesyltransferase complex; cytoplasm. Gene Ontology annotation, biological process: protein geranylgeranylation; protein farnesylation. Bases 35 to 1036 code for a protein of 333 amino acids. The transcript is spliced from 7 exons. Gene Ontology annotation, molecular function: protein farnesyltransferase activity; CAAX-protein geranylgeranyltransferase activity.
GUCAUUUUCACGGUAACUUUUUGUCAUCUGCAACAUGGCAGCCGCGGAGGUGGAUUCCUACAGUUCCGAUGCGGAAAGCGACACACCGUUUGUGCUGUAUCGUGACAGACCAGAGUGGAAAGAUGUAGAACCCUUGCUGCAAGAUGACGGACCAAAUCCAGUCGUGCAAAUAGCCUAUUCCGACAAGUUCCAAGAUGUCUAUGAUUAUUUUCGGGCUGUCAUCAAGAGCGAUGAGCGCAGUGAGAGGGCCCUGGCACUGACGAAAGAUGCUGCAGAUCUGAACCCAGCCAAUUAUUCUGUGUGGCACUACCGCCGUGUUCUACUGCAGUCUCUUAAGAAGGACCUUCGAGAGGAGAUGGGAUACGUCAAGCAGGUCAUUGAAGAACAUCCAAAGAACUACCAAGUCUGGCACCACAGGCGAGUGUUAGUUGAAUGGCUCAAAGACCCUUCCGAGGAACUUGCCUUCACUGCCAGCAUCCUACGCAUAGAUGCUAAGAACUACCAUGCUUGGUCCCAUCGCCAGUGGGUUCUCAGCACCUACGAGCUCUGGGGGGAAGAGCUGGGGUUUGUGGACCGUCUCUUGGAGGAGGACCUGAGGAACAACUCAGCAUGGAAUCAGAGAUUCUUCAUCAUCAGUAACACGGGGGGCUUUACGGAAGAAAUCUUGGCAAGAGAAGUCAAGUACACUCAGGACAUGAUCAGCAAAGCACCCAACAACGAGAGCGCCUGGAAUUACCUCAGAGGGGUGCUUGCAGACACCAGCAUGAACGACUUCCCCGGCUUGGCUGACUAUUGCCAGGGAAUGUUUGAUAACGACAUCCGCUCACCGUACCUGCUGGGUUUCAUCAUUGAGAUGCAAGAAGAGUUACUAGAGAGUGGAAACGCUGAGGAAAAAGUCCUACAUAGGGCCACUGAGUUGUGUAAAAUGUUGGCGGAGCAGUUUGACCCAAUCAGAUGCCAGUACUGGAAUUACGUCUCAAGAUCCCUACGACUGCGAUUUGGCAAAACCCAGCCGGCGGAACCAGAGGCACAUUGACGGAAAGUUUAAUCUAGAAUUCCAGUUAACUUAGAUGGACUCUCCUUGGCAACAGUGCUUUCCCCAAUAAUUGUCGGUUGUGUUUACAGAGUGCGGAAUGUGUAUGUGGUUCUUGCAUGUUGUCUUCACAUGGCAUUAUUAAUGUAAUAGUCCGCAAGCACUCACAGGAAAUGUGCAAAUUGUGUCAUGAAAUUAUAUUCACUUGUGAAACCUUACAACACUUGCACAAAUUGUACAAAUGAGGACGUUGUCUUGAGUAUUUGUUAAGUAGCCCUCUGCUUUUGCCCGUAUUUUGGAACAUUGAUACAUAAAGUUCUCCUGUGUGUUCAGCAUGACUCUGGAACGUCGGACUGUAAAAAGUGUAAUUGAAUCUUGGCAGGUUGUUUUUUUUUACGAACAUUUUGUCAAUGUUUUGAUUUGUUUGUACAUAAAAAAGAAAAACAACUCAGGAUGUUUGGUACGACCAUCUUGAGUUCUUAGAUAAUUAGUUUGCAGACAAAAAAUUCUGUUCCAAGACAAUUUUCCUCCAAACGUUAUGUUGAUAUAAUGAAUUAUUUACGUGACUCCAAGAGUUUGAAUAUCUUUUUGUUAAAAAAAAAAUGUGUUUGAACAAAACAAAAAAGAAACCUCUGAAGUAAAUCUUUCAACGUACAAAACUUUAUUGCUGUAUUGAUCAGAACGUAUUUUACAUGAUACAUAGUUCAGGCAUGCAAUGAUAUAAUGAAAUAUAAAACCCUCACAAGAAAGGUCUGUAACACAAUAGGAGGGCAACGCCCUCAUAUUGUGUUCACAUCUCCAAAAUGCUUAUUAGAGUUGUAUCAUAAUGUACAAGCAAAGCUUAUUAUGUGACAUCAACUGUAGUUUCAUUAUGUUUGUUGCCCUAACAAAUUCACUUACACGAACUUCAAAAUUUAAAAUAUGUACUUAUAAUUAUUUUCCAACCAAAACGUGGAAUGCAAAUUGGACUCGUAUAUCUGUUUGAAAAAAAAAAUGACAGAAGUGUAUUGUUAACUCUAGCAAUGUUUUUCUUUUCUAACCGAUAUUCAAAAAAACAAAAAAUCUCAAAGUUUUCAUUCUGUUUGAAUUAAACAAUGGUAAAUUUGAAAGAAAUCAUUUGGACGUUAGAGUAGCAAAAAGGAGUACCCAUGUUUGAUCUUGUUUUGAAAUUUCAGAGCACAAACUGAUCGGCUUUUCCACUGUAGCCAGCAGAAUAUUUUUCAAACAACUUCUGGGAACAAAAUACUUGUAUCUUAAAAAAAAAAUUCUGCACCAACAAAACAUAGGAUCCUAUUUUGUUUUAUCCAGAGGACCUUAGUACAUUAAAGAAAUAUCAAAAUAUUGUCACGAGUGGAAAUGUUGCUGUUUAGUGGUUUCAGUGUUAUUGUGAAAUGGCAGAAAGAAAUAAAAGAUUUUUUUAUAAUGAAGACUUUUGCCUGUGCAUGUAUUUCUACAAAACGAUAAAAGCUUAUUCUUAAUAAGGUUCUAUAACAGAUGUGAAACUUAAGGUUUCUGUACAGUUUUGCCCAUUUUUAUAUUUUUUUCUCUCAAAUUUAACCUAAUCUGUCGUCAUUGUAGGUAUUUUCCCCAUUUCUUGAGUGAGAUGGUACUGAUCAUUUUGAUGAGGUAACAUUUCCAAACAAAAAUUCUAAAAUCACUCGCAUAAAAUUGCGAACAUUCGGCAAAUAAAGAUCUUCAAAAAUAAAGCUCUACUUUUUCUGACCUAACUACUAAAGAAAUUUUUAAAAAGGAUAUAAAUAAAAUGUCUGAAACUGAAUAAAAAUUAUAUGAAAUAUAAAUAUAGUUUUGGAUAUUGUUAAAUAUAUAAAAUAUAUACGUAUAAAAGGAAUAUAUCAUAAACAUAACUUAUUAAACAACUUAUUAAAGAAGGAAACUAGAAAGGCUUCAAUUCAAGGGGCUCAUACAAUAAUCGCUCAUACAAUAACG